AAAAUGGCGGCGGCAGGCAGUCCCGCUUCGCUUGAGUCUGCUCCACGAAUCAUGCGGCUGGUGUCUGAGUGCAGUCAUUCCAGAGCCCGGGCAGGCGAGCUGCGGCUGCCGCAUGGAACUGUUGCCACUCCUGUGUUCAUGCCUGUGGGAACACAGGCCACCAUGAAGGGGAUCACGGCGGAGCAGCUGGAGAGCCUGGGCUGCCGCCUCUGCUUGGGCAACACCUACCAUCUGGGGCUGAGGCCGGGUCCGGAGCUGAUCCAGAAAGCCCAGGGUCUUCACGGCUUCAUGAAUUGGCCUCACAAUCUGCUGACAGAUAGCGGCGGCUUCCAGAUGGUGUCCCUGUUCUCCCUGUCCGAGGUGACUGAGGAGGGCGUCCGCUUCCGCUCGCCCUACGAUGGCCAAGAGACACUUUUGAGCCCAGAGAGGUCUGUGGAGAUUCAGAACGCUCUGGGCUCUGACAUCAUCAUGCAGCUGGACGAUGUGGUGAGCAGCACAGUGACAGGCCCUAGAGUGGAGGAGGCCAUGCACAGGUCAGUGCGCUGGCUGGACAGAUGCAUUGCAGCCCAUCAGCACCGGGACAAGCAGAACCUCUUUGCUAUCAUCCAGGGGGGACUGAAUGCCGACCUUCGGACCACUUGCCUGAAAGAGAUGACCAAGAGGGAUGUCCCGGGCUUCGCCAUCGGAGGACUGAGUGGGGGAGAGAGCAAGGCGCAGUUCUGGAAGAUGGUGGCUUUAAGUACUUCCAUGCUGCCUAAGGACAAGCCAAGAUACCUGAUGGGGGUUGGCUAUGCCACUGAUUUGGUAGUUUGCGUGGCUCUUGGAUGUGACAUGUUCGACUGUGUAUACCCCACGCGGACAGCGCGCUUUGGCUCUGCCCUUGUACCCACUGGGAACCUGCAGUUGAAGAAACAGCAGUACGCCAAGGAUUUCAGUCCCAUAAACUCGGAGUGUCCUUGUCCCACCUGCCAGAAGCACAGCCGCGCCUUCCUGCAUGCCCUGCUGCACAGCGACAACACCGCAGCUCUGCACUACCUCACUGUGCACAACAUUGCCUAUCAGCUGCAGCUCCUGAGCGCCAUGCGAAGCAGCAUCUUGGAGCAGCGCUUUCCUGACUUCGUACGAAACUUCAUGCACACCAUGUAUGGGGACCACAGCCUCUGUCCUGCCUGGGCUGUUGAAGCACUGGCCUCUGUGGGAAUCACACUCACAUGACCUGGGUGCUGGGGAGGACACUGGAGCGUGGGGGUUCUGAAGGAUUGUUUUUGUAAAAAGAUUUUGUUGCUGCUUUUUGUUUU
Microtus oregoni (creeping vole) is the source of this 1298-nucleotide messenger RNA. RefSeq names its product queuine tRNA-ribosyltransferase catalytic subunit 1 (gene Qtrt1). Gene Ontology annotation, molecular function: tRNA-guanosine(34) queuine transglycosylase activity. Bases 4 to 1215 code for a protein of 403 amino acids. NCBI's taxonomy places the organism in Eukaryota, Metazoa, Chordata, Mammalia, Rodentia, Cricetidae. The record is from RefSeq and is a predicted model, not a curated record. The transcript is spliced from 10 exons. Gene Ontology annotation, cellular component: cytosol.